CGCCCCCUCCCUCCUCCCGGCACCCGCUUCAGCAGGCUAUAAGAAGCGGGAGAGUGCGGUGCCCAAGCAGCGACGGGGUCCAGCACCAUGGAGAGCUCCCGCCUGCGGCUACUGCCCCUCCUGGGAGCCGCCCUGCUCCUGCUACCUUUGCUGGGCGCCCGUGCCCAGGAGGAUGCCGAGCUGCAGCCCCGAGCCCUGGACAUCUACUCUGCCGUGGAGGACGCGUCCCACGAGAAGGAGCUGCCAAGGCGGCAACUUCGGGCUCCCGGCGCUGUGUUGCAGAUCGAAGCGCUGCAGGAAGUCCUCAAGAAGCUCAAGAGUAAGCGCAUUCCGAUCUACGAGAAGAAGUAUGGCCAAGUCCCCAUGUGUGAUGCCGGAGAGCAGUGCGCAGUGCGGAAAGGGGCCAGGAUCGGGAAGCUAUGCGACUGUCCCCGAGGAACUUCCUGCAAUUCCUUCCUCCUGAAGUGCUUAUGAAGGGGUGUCAGCCUCCAGCUUAACUGCAUCCCCUCUUCCCCCAAGGAGCACUCCCUUAUCCCUGGAGUCUGGCUUUAGCAACAAUAAAGUUUGCACUCCCCUCUGAGGGCGAAUGGGCUCUUUCCUUGCUGUUUCAAAAUAAACCAUUUGCCAUUA
Molecule: messenger RNA, 630 nt
Organism: Psammomys obesus (fat sand rat)
Lineage: Eukaryota; Metazoa; Chordata; Mammalia; Rodentia; Muridae
Gene: Cartpt
Product: CART prepropeptide
Exons: 3
Coding region: 88-474 (128 amino acids)
Biological process (GO): cellular response to starvation; negative regulation of appetite; G protein-coupled receptor signaling pathway
Molecular function (GO): neuropeptide hormone activity
Source: RefSeq, a predicted model, not a curated record